UGAUAAUAUAAAUGGUGCUCACCUCUUUAGAAAGGCGUGUAAGAUUAAGAAUUUGAAAUCUAUUUGAGUCUAGAGAUCGGAAAGUUUCACAGGUUUCUGCGUUUAUGUUAUUGAGAUGUCAUCGUAUGACAACGUUGUUGGUGGGAAAUUGAAGCUGAAGGGGAAAGCGCUGGAUGUGGCGGGUGGGGUGAAGAAGAAGAAAAGGAAGAACAAGAGAAACCAAGAUCAACUUCUGCAAGUUACCGAAGAUGAAAUUUCAGCAGGUGGAAGCGCAGAACAAGGUAAAGAUUCUAAUGAGGAGGAUACAAAUACGGAGAGGGAAAUGAGCAGUGGGAAAGGGAAGGUUGCCCAUUAUGAUGAUCAUCUUACCCCGGCAGAGAGGAGAUACAUUGAGCAGAGGGAGCAACUUGAUGUUCACAGAUUGGCCAAGAUUUCUAAUAAAUCUCACCGUGAUAGAAUUCAAGAUUUCAACCAGUAUCUUGCAAACAUGAGCGAGCAUUAUGAUAUUCCUAAAGUUGGUCCUGGAUGAUUGGUUCAGUGCGCUUUGCGAGUAUGAAGCCAAAUCCUUAUCACUUGUACUUGUUGGUUAAUUUCAAUGGCAGUGUGCACUCACAAUGGUUAUUGUCACUUUACCUUCAUACUUUGUUUUGGACCAAAUUGUAUUUCCUAUAAUAUGUGUAUUUCUUUUCUCUUCCUGUCCAUGGAGAGUUAUGUUGUUGCCUUCAACGAAAUUUGUCUUUUUU
Messenger RNA from Vigna umbellata (rice bean), 743 nucleotides. RefSeq names its product 7-dehydrocholesterol reductase-like protein. The record is from RefSeq and is a predicted model, not a curated record. NCBI's taxonomy places the organism in Eukaryota, Viridiplantae, Streptophyta, Magnoliopsida, Fabales, Fabaceae. Gene Ontology annotation, cellular component: nucleolus.